Molecule: messenger RNA, 786 nt
Organism: Phragmites australis (common reed)
Lineage: Eukaryota; Viridiplantae; Streptophyta; Magnoliopsida; Poales; Poaceae
Product: glycine-rich cell wall structural protein 1.8-like
Exons: 2
Coding region: 30-614 (194 amino acids)
Source: RefSeq, a predicted model, not a curated record
UCGAUCAGCAAGAGAUCUCACUGAAGCAAAUGGCGGUCAAGUCUCUGCUUCUUCUCGGUGUCGUCCUGGCCUCUCUCCUGCUCUUCUUCCACGAUGUGGCAUAUGCUAGGGAGCUCCCUGAAGCCAAUGAGUCGGACGGGAAGAAUGUGAAGCCUGCAGGUGGGCCUGGACUCAAGGAUGAGAAGUGGGGAGGUAGAUUCAAGCACAGUGGAGGAUAUGGAAGCAACGGUGGAUACGGUGGAGGAUAUGGAAAUGACGGUGGAUACGGCGGAGGAUACAAUCCGCCCGGCUAUGGUGGUGGCUAUGGGCCUGGAUAUGGCGAAGGCUACGGUCCUGGAUCAGGUGGAGGAUACAAGCACCAUGGCCAUGGUGGUGGCUAUGGGCCUGGAUAUGGUGGAGGCUAUGGACCCAGCUACGGUGGCAGGUAUGGUAGCCCUGUAUACGGUGGUGGUCACGGUCAUCCUGGGUAUGGAGGUGGUCAGCCUGGGUAUGGUGGUGGCAACGGUGGAGGAUACGGUAGUGGCGGUGGGUACGGUGGUGGUGGGAGUUACGGAGGAGGAUACGGCAGUGGUAGUUCUCCUGGGGGCGGAUAUUCUGGCGGUGGAGAUGGUUGAUGGAAAUAAGUAGCACAGCUACAUGUGUUGUUUGGCUAUGCAUGUCAAAUAAAGCCAUGCAUGGAGAUGUGUUUGAAUAUUUUAUGUAAGGAAUAUCUUGUUCUUGUGCUGUAAGACAUGGACUGUUGGCUUGAAUGAAGUAUUAGCUGUGUUGUUUGGCUAUGCAUGUCAA